Molecule: messenger RNA, 1152 nt
Organism: Amaranthus tricolor (Joseph's coat)
Lineage: Eukaryota; Viridiplantae; Streptophyta; Magnoliopsida; Caryophyllales; Amaranthaceae
Exons: 1
Coding region: 222-926 (234 amino acids)
Molecular function (GO): S-adenosylmethionine-dependent methyltransferase activity
Source: RefSeq, a predicted model, not a curated record
UCAAUAAUUUGAUAUUAUUCGAUUUUAUAUUAGAAUUUAAUUUUAAAAUUACGUGAAAAUUAAUAUAAAUACUCGAGAUCGACCCAAUUCAAAUCUCUUCCCUCAACUCAUCCAUAAUUAAAAAAGAAAAUCAAAUUUCUAUUUAAAAAAUAUUAAAAAAUUAAUAAAUCUUUACAUCCAUCUUCUUCCUUCAUGCAUCUAAACAAUCCAAACAAAACACCAUGACAAUGACAAAAAAUAUCCCAAAACUACCCUUCAUCCUUCUCUCUCUUCUAACCCUCCUUUCUCUUUCAUACCUUUUCCCAUUUUCCCUCUCCUCCACCCGAAAAUCCGAUCUCAUAAUCCGACCCGGAUACACCUCUUACGAAACCUACCUCAACCGUCAACUCAAAAAAACCCAAAACCCUAAACUCCGACAAAUAUGGAUCACCCGAGAUUGGGAUCGCAAGAUCCGGGUUUUCUCUCACUUCUUUCUUUCUCUUCAAAAAGCUCACCUUCUGUUAAACACCUCGAAAGCGCUCUGUGUUGGAGCCCGAGUUGGUCAAGAAGUGGCCGCGUUGAAGCGAGUUGGUGUGAAUGACUCAGUAGGAAUCGACUUGGUACCUUAUCCACCGUUGGUUAUUCAUGGAGAUUUCCAUUCUCAGCCGUUCGAUGAUGAGAGUUUUGACUUUGAGUUUUCUAAUGUAUUCGAUCACGCGCUUUUUCCGGAGAAGUUCGUCGGAGAGAUCGAACGGACGUUAAAGCCUGGUGGAGUAUGUGUAUUACACGUGUCGAUAUCUAAACAAACGGAUAAGUAUUCUGCUAAUGAUUUGUUUAGUGUUAAGCCGGUGAUUAAAUUGUUUAAGAAAUCAAAGGUUGUUCAUGUGAAAAAUAUUGAUGGGUUUGGCCUUGAUACUGAAAUUGCUUUUAGGAAAAAUAUUAAUUAAUUCUUGAUUUUUGUUUUCUUGUAUUUUUUUUUUAAAGAAUUAGGCCAAAGGAAUUAUUGUUGAUUUUUUAUAAAUAUAAAUCUAAAUAUUUUUAUUUUUGAGGGGUUAAUGGUAUUGUAAUUUGGUGUGAAUUGUGUUGGAUGAAAUUGUUAUUGAUUAUUGACUAAAUGAUUCACGCAUUUAACUUUUGGAACAAAAACUUUCAUGAUAUUUUUAUAAUGUUUAU